Messenger RNA from Coccomyxa subellipsoidea C-169, 636 nucleotides. Its product is annotated as P-loop containing nucleoside triphosphate hydrolase protein. The annotation marks the transcript as partial. The record is from RefSeq and is a predicted model, not a curated record. Lineage: Eukaryota; Viridiplantae; Chlorophyta; Trebouxiophyceae; Coccomyxaceae. The transcript is spliced from 3 exons.
GGAAAGGAAGGCGACACAGUGUUGCUUGUGGGUCCCUGUGGGGCCGGCAAAACAGCAUUGUUCUUGCAGUUGGAGAGGGGGGAGGCCGGAAAAGGCACAGUGGCGUCCAUGCAGGAAAAUGUGGGUUUGGCCAAGCUGCCCUUCGGAAAGGAGGGCAAGUACAGGGAGGUGCGCGUGGUGGACAUUCCUGGCCACCCGCGCAUGUUCAGCAGGCUGCUGUCUGAGCAUGCGGACAGGACGCGGGGGAUCAUCUUCGUGGUGGACUCUGUGGAUUUCAUGCCGCAGAAGGAGCAGAUAGCGGAGCAGCUGUAUGACGUGCUGGCGCACCCUGUCAUCAGCGGGCGCCGCCUCCCAGUGCUGCUGGCAUGCAACAAGUCAGACUGUGGCACUAAGGCGCACACAAUGAAGUUCAUCAGGAAGCGGCUGGAGAAGGCCAUCGAUCAGCUCCGCAGCUCUCGCAGCGCCAUGAGCGACGACAGCAAGAGGAAUGAGGUGUUGGGCAGAGCAGAUGAGGCCUUCAGCUUUGCGGGCUUGGCGAAGGCGCAUGGGGCCAGGUUGUCAGUGACGGACCUGUCUGCUUUAGAGGGGCAGAUUCAGUCUGUGCAGCAGUUCUUAUUUGGCAUGGCAGCAAAUUAA